CGCGCCCCUCGCCGCCGCGGGUGGGGGCGGCUCCACUGCGCCAGGCUCGGGCCGCCAGCCCUCCUUCCCAGAGCCGCCGCCAUCAUGCUGCUGCCCGUGUUCACCCUGAAACUGCGCCACAAAAUCAGCCCCCGCAUGGUGGCCAUAGGGCGCUACGACGGGACUCACCCGUGCCUGGCGGCCGCCACCCAAGCGGGCAAGGUUUUUAUUCACAAUCCUCAUACACGGAGCCAGCAUUUCAGUGCAUCCAGGGUCUUCCAGAGCCCCUUGGAAUCUGAUGUUUCACUUCUCAACAUUAACCAGGCAGUCAGCUGCCUGACUGCAGGAGUACUGAACCCAGAACUUGGCUAUGAUGCCCUUUUAGUGGGGACACAGACUAAUCUUUUGGCUUAUGAUGUCUACAAUAAUUCAGAUUUAUUCUACAGAGAGGUAGCAGAUGGGGCCAAUGCAAUUGUGCUGGGGACAUUAGGAGACAUUUCCUCUCCUCUUGCAAUUAUUGGUGGAAAUUGUGCUCUGCAAGGUUUUGAUCAUGAAGGAAAUGAUCUCUUUUGGACGGUUACUGGAGAUAAUGUUCAUUCUUUGGCCUUGUGUGACUUUGACGGUGAUGGGAAGAAAGAGCUUCUUGUUGGAUCUGAGGAUUUUGAUAUCCGUGUUUUUAAAGAAGAUGAGAUUGUGGCAGAAAUGACAGAAACAGAGAUAAUCACCUCUCUUUGCCCCAUGUAUGGCAGUCGAUUUGGUUAUGCCCUUUCCAAUGGCACAGUUGGAGUUUAUGACAAAACAGCCCGAUACUGGAGAAUUAAAUCCAAAAAUCAUGCUGUGAGCAUUCAUGCUUUUGACCUUAAUUCUGAUGGAGUGUGUGAACUGAUAACUGGUUGGUCCAAUGGGAAGGUCGAUGCUCGAAGUGACCGAACUGGAGAGGUCAUCUUUAAAGACAACUUUUCUUCUGCAAUUGCUGGUGUGGUAGAGGGAGAUUACCGGAUGGAUGGCCACGUCCAGUUAAUCUGCUGCUCAGUGGAUGGGGAAAUCCGGGGCUACCUGCCAGGCACAGCUGAGAUGCGAGGGAACCUCAUGGACACCAGCGUAGAGCAGGACCUGAUCCGAGAGCUGAGUCAGAAGAAACAGAACCUGUUGCUAGAACUCCGUAACUAUGAGGAAAAUGCCAAGGCGGAAUUGAGCAGUCCACUGAAUGAGGCUGAUGGGCAUCGGGGCAUAAUCCCAGCCAAUACCAAGCUCCACACUGCCCUCUCUGUCAAUCUGGGGAAUGAGACUCAGGCUGCUCAUGCAGAGUUGUGCAUUUCUACUUCUAAUGACACCAUCAUCCGAGCAGUAUUGAUUUUUGCAGAGGGGAUUUUUCUAGGUGAAAGCCACGUGGUACACCCCAGCAUUCACAACCUCUCCAGCUCCAUCCACAUCCCAAUUACACCUCCCAAAGACGUCCCUGUGGAUCUGCACUUGAAAACCUUCGUGGGUUACAGAAGCAGCACCCAGUUCCAUGUAUUUGAAUUGACAAGACAGCUCCCCCGCUUCUCCAUGUAUGCGCUGACCAGCCCGGACUCUGGCAGCGAGCCACUCAGUUAUGUCAACUUCACCAUUGCAGAACGGGCACAGAGGGUUGUUAUAUGGCUCAACCAGAACUUUCUGUUACCAGAAGACACUAACAUUCAGAAUGCUCCAUUUCAAGUGUGUUUCACAUCCUUACGGAAUGGUGGCCAGCUGUAUAUAAAAAUAAAACUUAGUGGAGAGAUCACUGUAAAUACUGAUGAUAUUGAUUUGGCUGGUGAUGUCAUCCAGUCGAUGGCAUCAUUUUUUGCUAUCGAAGACCUUCAGGUAGAAGCAGAGUUCCCUGUCUACUUUGAGGAAUUACGAAAGGUGCUAGUUAAGGUGGAUGAAUAUCAUUCAGUGCAUCAAAAGCUCAGCGCUGACAUGGCCGAUAAUUCUAAUCUGAUCCGAAGUCUGCUGGUCCAAGCUGAGGAUGCUCGUCUGAUGAGGGAUAUGAAAACAAUGAAGAAUCGCUAUAUGGAACUCUAUGGCCUUAAUAAAGACUUGCUAAAUGGAUAUAAAAUUCGCUGUAACAAUCACACAGAGCUGUUGGGAAACCUCAAAGCAGUAAAUCAAGCGAUUCAGAGAGCAGGUCGUCUGCGUGUUGGGAAACCAAAGAACCAAGUGAUCACUGCCUGUCGGGAUGCGAUUCGAAGCAACAACAUCAACAUGCUGUUCAGAAUCAUGCGGGUGGGGACAGCAUCUUCAUAGGAGAGGAAGAAUAGGAAAUGAAGUUCCCAGAAAGUGUUUUUCCCAAAAAAUGUAGGCUGGUUUGCUUUGGAUCACAUCCUGGUGAACCCAAGGUGCUGAGAAUGAAAACAACCUUGGUGAGUUGUACAAAUGAAACAAAGCAUUGCAUCUGAAAAAUGUAUUCAUUUUCUGCUUUUAAAAUCAGUCGUACUGUUGCCGAAUAAUACUAGGUUUGUAUGGAGGAAGGUGAAUGCUUUUGAAACAUUAGGGCUUCAAAGUCCAGUUUUUCUGUAUGUAUGUAAAGUCGGUGUAUAGAUACAUCUUUUCUCUUGAAAUUGUAAUUGAAUUUGUAAUUUUAAAAUAGAUUAUCUACUUUUUCAUUAAAAUUUAAAGGUAUUGUA
Molecule: messenger RNA, 2630 nt
Organism: Diceros bicornis minor
Lineage: Eukaryota; Metazoa; Chordata; Mammalia; Perissodactyla; Rhinocerotidae
Gene: BBS2
Product: Bardet-Biedl syndrome 2
Exons: 17
Coding region: 85-2250 (721 amino acids)
Biological process (GO): non-motile cilium assembly
Cellular component (GO): neuron projection; membrane; BBSome
Molecular function (GO): protein binding
Source: RefSeq, a predicted model, not a curated record